AUGAGCAAAUUUUCAAUUCUUGCUUUGGUGUUGAUGGGCUCUUUGGCUAUGCAUUGCGCCGGCGCACAAGGUGAUAACCAAGAAGAUUUCGAAGAAGACCGUUCGGAAGCUCUUGAAUUUCUUCGACGAACAAUUUUUCAUCCUACUUUAACUAAAUGUGAAGAACAAAAACGUGAAGCUAAAGAGGAUUAUGAAGAACGAUGUGAACCAAGCAAUCCAAUCUAUCGUAAUAAAGGUACGCAACGUAAUUGUCCUGAUUUGAGUGGUUGGGAUGCUUUUAAAAAUUACGAAAUCAAUGAUGGUAUUCCGACAUUUGAUGAUCUUAAACCAAAUAUUAAAUUACCUCAAAUGCCAAAACUACCAACAGCUGAUGAAGUGAGCAAUUCAGUUUAUAAUAAGAUUACCGGAAUUAAAAAACGAGCAAUUUAUUCAGAAUAA
Messenger RNA from Rotaria socialis, 438 nucleotides. The record is from the annotation of a GenBank genome assembly. Lineage: Eukaryota; Metazoa; Rotifera; Eurotatoria; Philodinida; Philodinidae.